AUGCUUAUGAUUUAGAUAAGCCUAGUUCUUAAUUUACCUGAUAUAUAAAAUUUAUAAACAAUUUUAUAGAUACUUCUUCCUCUGUUUUUUAGUAUUUUGACAACAUGUGAAAUUUAAACGACUGAUCUUUACAAUUUGUACAUUGAACCAGGAGUUUUUUAAGAUUAUUUGUUUAGAGAUAAAAUGGCUAAUUACUACUUUUAAAACUGGUUUAGAUUAUUAUUCAUAAUAAUCUGCUGUAUUAAAAUCUCUGAAAUUUAAAAUAUUUUUAUUUAUUAUUUAGUUUUUAGCAUGCUUUAAGUUAUAAUAGCUCAAAUUAAAUACCUUAAUAAAAUAGAAAAUUACAGUAGAAUUAUAAGAGAAUACUAUAUAUGUAUUACUUUAAUAGUAAUAAGUCAUAUAUCAAUAGACCAAAGAGAAAUCAGUGAUGAAUUAUAUAAAUAGAAAGAAUAAACUUAAAUUAAUUAUAGCAAUCUAAUAAUAGUUGUUCAUCUUAUUUAAAAAAUAUAUAUUUAUUUUAAUCUCUUAGCUUUAUAACCUUAUAAAAAUAUUUUUGGGUUUAGUAAUUAUCUUUGGAUCUACUUAUUACUAAUUGUGAUAGACUUAAUAUUUUGA
Tetrahymena thermophila SB210 is the source of this 615-nucleotide messenger RNA. Its product is annotated as transmembrane protein, putative. NCBI's taxonomy places the organism in Eukaryota, Ciliophora, Oligohymenophorea, Hymenostomatida, Tetrahymenidae. The record is from RefSeq and is a predicted model, not a curated record. The transcript has 2 exons.